Chara braunii is the source of this 375-nucleotide messenger RNA. The record is from the annotation of a GenBank genome assembly. NCBI's taxonomy places the organism in Eukaryota, Viridiplantae, Streptophyta, Charophyceae, Charales, Characeae.
GAAGGGGAGCAGCGGAGAAUAUUUGCGUCGUCCUCUGCGCUUUAUUCCAUUUCCAUUCUUCGUACUCGCUCUCAAGCUCUCAAGCUCUCCACGAGUCCACGAUCUUUGCGAUCUACUGUGUUUCCUUCCGUGGUCAUCCUUCCUCACACUGUCACUCUCAAGCUCCCCACAAUCGUUCGGUCAUUCUUCACUCGGACUCUCUCAAGCUCUCCAGUGAAACGUUGAUUGGCUUCUAGUCUUUGAGAGCACCGAACUGCGACACUUCAUUUUCGCUGAGGAAGGCUAUGGAGCAGAAGGCAUUCUUUGCGAUUCUUGUUCUUCUUGUGCAGGUUUUAACGAUCGCUGCUCGAGAUGUCAUCCCGAAGACUCGUGCAA